GCAACCUGGACACAACAUAUUGAAGCGCGACGCAUUGCAUGGCAUGGUGGCUUGUUUUCUCUUCAAGUUCUCAUGUUGGUGUAGCAGGUGUUGUUGUUUAGGUAGCGCAUAGCAGAACUGAGGAGGCUGUACGAGCGCUUCCAUCUGUCCUUUGCAAGCGCUGCAUCGAGUUUUUCAAACUCAUCUGUCGGUAGCUUUUUCUUGUGCAAAAUGAAGACGAUUGGAAACGCUGCUGGGGUCGAUGACGAAGGUGCAGACAAGUACAACAAAAAGUCAAGAACAGCAAGCCAAUUACCUCAGCUCUCCUUCUAUGGAUCUGGGAAGUUCCUGCGUAUGUUGUGCGUGUACGCCGUCUACCAGUACCUGGAGACCACAAGCGCAUCCUUGAUCCAGUUUGUCUUCUGGUGCCUGCUCGGGUCUGCCCUGGCGUUCCUUGUCAUUCAGCAGCCAUGGAAGGGCAGACCACUGCCAUCUAGCCAGUGGGCACCUACAGUGAUCAAUGGGUUUGUUCUAGCGAUGUCUCUGCUGCUGUGGGGCCAUGCGCUGCGGACGUCAGGCGUCAUAAGGACUAUAGUUGCAGAAUAUGCUGGAGUUGCUGUUGGAGGCAUCUCCAUGCUGUUCCUGAGCAAAAGGGGAAACCGUGCACGGAAGAUCCAGGGCCUCCUCAGCCUGGCCGCGGCUUUCUUCAUGUUCUCACGGGGGUGGUCGUCGGCUACAUCCUCGCCCUUCUUGAAGCUUCGCCAGCUCGUGAACAGCGAUAUGCAACCCGCCACCAGCGACUCAGCGGACGCUGGACAAGUCUCUAUGCUGGUUCCCGUGGCAGCUGGCCUCAUGGCUGCUGCGCGGAGGCUGCUGGCACGGCGGGUAGCUCUGAAGACGCAGAGCAAGAAGCGGAUGCAAGCGAUCACUGUGAUCUCUGCAGCUCUCUUCAUGGCACCGAUGGCGUUCUUCGAGUAUCUUAGCCUGGGGAACUCCGAGGGACAACCGUACGCAGGAUCAGUCAUUGGUGUGCACUUGGCCUUCAUUGUCUUCGGUAUCGUGCUCCACUUUUACGUGGAGAGCUUUGGGGAGGACAGGCUUAACAUCAACUCUUCCUCCCCAAUGAGCGUGGCAUUUACGCUUGGCUCUGUAGCGGCAGUCGAGCUGUUCAACAAGGGCGACUUCUCUGUGUUGGGGUUUGCACUGUGCUCCUCAGUGCUGGCGCUUGGGGUUCACUUGUCGGGCUCAGUCGAGAUAUCCAGGAGGGAGGCUGCAGCGAUUGGUCUGGUGCCGGACGACAAGGAGAAGCAGAGGAGGGGGGCGACCGCCCUGCUCCCUGGCCCCGUGGCGCAUCUGUGGGCGGACCAGAAGUCGAGAAAGAUAGCAAGUUUUCUCCUCAUAAACACCAUCUUCAUGGUCGUGGAGUUCGUCUACGGAUUCUUCAGCAACAGCUUGGGACUCAUUUCCGACGCCUGCCACAUGCUCUUUGAUUGCGCUGCGCUUGCAAUCGGUCUGUACGCCUCCUACAUCGCCCGGCUGCCGUCAACAGCCAAGUACCCCUAUGGGUACGGGCGGUACGAGGUGCUGUCAGGAUACGUGAACGCCAUCUUCCUGGUGUUUGUGGCGACGUUGAUCAUCCUGGAGUCCAUCGAGCGUGUCCUGGAGCCGCCCGACAUUUCCACCGACAAGCUGAUGCUCGUCUCGGUCGGCGGCUUUUUGGUCAACAUGAUCGGCUUGCUCUUCUUCCACGAGGCGCACAUGCACUCGCACGGCCACGACUGCGGAGGGGGGCAUUCACACAGCCACGGUGGGCAUUCACACGGCCACGAUCAUUCGCACCAGCACGAUCACGAGCACGGGCAUGCGCACGAGGGACAUGCGCACAGUCACGAGCACGGGGAGACGUGCAGCGGGGGGCAUUCACACCACGAUCACGAUCAUGGCCACAAGCACGACCACGAGCACGGAGCCCAUUUACACCAUGAUCAUGACCAUGACGGUGGGCAUGCACACAACAGAAGCGAGCAUUCCCACGAUCACACACAUGCCCACGAGCACAAGCAUUUACACGAGCACGGGCAUGCCCACGAGCACGAACAUUCGAACCCAAAACACGAGCAUUCACACCAUGAGCACGAGCACUCCCCCAGCCCUGGCGCGCACCAGCACAGCCCGAGCUGCGAUCACGGUCACAGUCACGACCAUCGCCACAGCCACGAUCACGCUCACGGCCACACUGAGGGGGCUGCUGCGCAAGACGGGGAGAACGGGCACGUUCAAGUGCAUGGGCAUGAGCAGCAGCCGGGCACGCCGGAGAGUCGGUGGAGCGAAUCGAGCCUUGCUCAGGGGGGAGGAACGGCGAAGGGGGACAGCCACGGGCACGCCCAUGGCGACGAGGAGUUCCAGAUCAAGAGCCGGGUGGGGCGGCACGCGCACGGUCACGAGGAGCGGAGCGCGUCCCCGCAGGAGCCCAGUUCGCAUUUACACCACCACGUGAAGCUGGAGGAGCCUGUUCACACCCACAGCCAUGCCCAUCACGGGCACUCGCACGAGGACCACAACAUGCGGGGGAUCUUCUUGCACGUGUUGGCGGACACGCUGGGGAGCGUCGGGGUGAUCAUCUCCACGGCGCUUAUCCAGUACUGCGGGUGGGUGCUGGCGGACCCGGUGUGCAGCAUCUUCAUCAGCCUGCUCAUCGUGAGCAGCGUCAUCCCGCUGCUGCAGACCACAGGGGAGCUGCUGCUGCAGCGCGUGCCGGCCAGCCUCGAGCGCGACGUGCAGACGCACCUCGGCACGGUGGACGACAUGGAGGGCGUGCUAAGUUGUCGGAAGGCCCACUUCUGGAGCUUCACCCCCAAGAUGACGGUGGGCAGCCUGUGCGUCAGGGUCACGCAGCGGGUGAACAAGCAGGAUAUCAGGUUGCGCAUCGCCAACCUCUUCAAGUCAGCGGGCAUCAGCCAUCUGACAGUGGAGAUUGAGGACGAUUCGGCGACGGAUGGCUUGUAUGGGGCAUACAGCCCGUCAAUACGAAGCCCCAAGACGCGUUUCAUUUGGGACCCCCCCACCGGACCCAACACGCCUCGAAGCGGGUAGUUAGAAGAAGUUUCCGUGCACCCAGUCGUUUGCCUGAGGGCUUAUUUUGUUCACCUGUCCGAAGCUGCGCACUAAAAAUGCUGUUGCUUGAGAGUCCUUGUCCUCACAUGGUCCGCUUCUCAUCGAAGCAAAGCCACUUGCUUUCUUAUUUUCAUGUCUGAUUUUCAUGCACUAGACUUGGGCUCGUACUUGGGCUGAUUUUCAAAUGGACUUUGCUGACUUCUAUCACCGUUACACCGCUCUGG
Messenger RNA from Klebsormidium nitens, 3317 nucleotides. NCBI's taxonomy places the organism in Eukaryota, Viridiplantae, Streptophyta, Klebsormidiophyceae, Klebsormidiales, Klebsormidiaceae. The record is from the annotation of a GenBank genome assembly.